Mucor mucedo is the source of this 1832-nucleotide messenger RNA. RefSeq names its product amidase signature domain-containing protein. Gene Ontology annotation, molecular function: catalytic activity. NCBI's taxonomy places the organism in Eukaryota, Fungi, Mucoromycota, Mucoromycetes, Mucorales, Mucoraceae. The coding region runs from base 95 to 1795 and encodes 566 amino acids. The transcript is spliced from 4 exons. The record is from RefSeq and is a predicted model, not a curated record.
UGUUUCACCAAAUUAUAAUAUAAUUCAAACUCUUUUUCCUUUUUGCCAUUUUCUUUCUUUUUUUCUUCUCUCUCUCUCUCUCUCUAUACAAAAAAUGACUGAUAAAAAUUUAAUAAACACUGUUAAUGAAAAGCCUGCUUUCAGCGCACCAGAGUUAUAUGGGUGGUCAUUAUGUCUCGCUGCAAAUGCUAUCGAUUAUAUCCCUUUUGCGAACCAAAAGGUUGCUGGUGACGCUCAACUUCUUAAUUUGAGAGAAAGAAAUGAUAUUGAGGAUCAUCCAAACACGAUGGGUAUACCAUUCAAUUAUAUCAACGCACCUAAGGAUGCUGUUUUCGAUCAGCCCAUUCUUCGAUUGGACCCCGAGCACAAAAGCGUAUCACCUUUUCUGUCAUUUUGGGAUUAUCACGAAGCUUACUCACAGUUUAAAACUACGCCAACAGAAAUUGCACAAAAGCUAUUGAUUAAAUUGGACAAGAGCAAACAAAUGAAUUGGAUGCGUUUUAUCUGUCAGGAUAUACUUGAGCAAGCUGAGGAGUCAACUGAGAGAUAUAAGUCAAAUACAGCACGUAGUCAAAUGGAAGGCGUAUUUGUUACGAUCAAAGAAGAGUUGGACAUCAAGGGGCUGGAAACAAAAGUCGGCACUUGUUUCAUAAACGAUGGAACACCCGCCGCGGAAGAUUCGACAUUGGUAACCAAGUUGAGAAAAGCUGGUGCUAUUAUUAUUGGAGCAACAGCCAUGAACGAAUUGGGUUGGGACACCUUUACCGUAAACCCCAAUACAGGCAUUCCUGAAAACCCUUAUCAAAUCUCAUAUUCAUGUGGUGGAUCAAGUGGUGGAUCAAGUGGUUCUGUUGCUGGCGGUCUGGUACCUGUCAGCAUUGGCGCUGAUGGAGGUGGAUCAGUUCGUAUUCCAUCCAGCUUCUGUGGUUUGUAUGGUUUGAAAACCUCAUUUGCACGUGUUUCUGGUUAUGGUGGUGCAACCAUUGAUCCUUCUUUAGGCGCCUAUGGGCCUCUCGCUGCCACUGCAGAUGAUAUGGCGUUAACAUAUUCAAUUAUUGCUGGUCCUGAUUCCAAGGAUAUAAACUCUUUAUUACAGCCUAUUGUCAAUCUCAAGGAUUAUGAUCGUUAUCUUGACUUAUCGGAUUUGACGAUUGCUGUUACGCCUGAAUGGAACGACGGUAUUCUUGAACCUGCCAUUCUUGAAAAGUUGAAUUUUUUCAAAUCGCAUCUGCAGAAAUUGGGAGCACACAUAGUAGAAAUUGAUAUCCCUGACUUGGACAUUACUACUACAGCACACACCGUCACCAUCUGUAGUGAAAUGGCGAAUUAUGCUUCGCGUUAUCCUCAAAAUUAUCGCAAGUUUUUAGCUCAUACCAGGCUCAUGGCAGGCACCACAAGUGCAUUACAGCCUCGGGAUUAUAUACGUGCCCAACAAGUACGUACACGCAUGAUGAAUCACUUGCGUGGUUUCUUUGAAGACCAGAAAAUUGAUUUGAUCUUGUGCCCUUCUACAGGAAUUCUUGCACCUAAAAUUCCUGAGAAGGCACACUCAUAUGGCAUGUCUAAUGCUAAACUUACGGUUGAUGCUGUAUAUUAUUGUCUGCUUGCUAACCUCACGGGUAUUCCUGCGGUUAGUGUACCAGCUGGUUUUCACGAAGGGAUGCCUAUCGGUUUGCAAUUCAUGGCUACAUGGUGGAAUGAAGCUUUGCUAUGCCGGAUUGCAAAGGUUUGUGAGCGUAUUCCUGAUAUUGAGCGUAAACGUCCGGACAACUGGUUCUCUGUAGAUGAGUUGUAAUAAUAAAGUAUCUGUCACUGUCAAUCAAACAAAAGAA